Molecule: messenger RNA, 1285 nt
Organism: Punica granatum (pomegranate)
Lineage: Eukaryota; Viridiplantae; Streptophyta; Magnoliopsida; Myrtales; Lythraceae
Source: RefSeq, a predicted model, not a curated record
CUUGUUGAACAAGGAGAGUGAAGCCCGGUUCUUCCUUCUUCGAAAAUCUUCCUCUGCAUGGAUAUAUAGUCUGUGCUUUCACUGCGUUGAGAGCUCCCUUCUAGUUUGUUCGACCAGCAGUCACUCCAUUUAAGGCGAGGUCGGGAGGUUUCCUGUUAUCAUGGCCGGCCACCGCUACGAUAAUCCUUACGAGGAAGACUAUGUUAACCCCUUCUCCGGCGGUCAUCAUGCACGACCUGCUUCACACUCGAGGCCUGUACCGCUUCCUCCCGAACCAGCAGACUUCUAUGACCAUGGUGGUGCAAUUGAUAUUCCCCUCGAUCCAGUUGAAUCAAAAUAUCAGGAGUUGAAGCGGAAAGAGAAAGAGCUCCAAGCUAAGGAGGCUGAGCUGAGCAGGAGGGAAAAGGAAGUUCGACUUCUAGAAGAAGCUGCAGCUCGAGCCGGAAUUGUCCUUGAAGUGAGAAAUUGGCCUCCGUUCUGUCCCAUUAUCCAUCACGACAUUGCAAAGGAUAUACCAAUUCAUCUUCAGAGGUUACAGUAUGCUGCAUUUGCAACGUAUUUAGGAUUGAUUCUAUGCUUAUUUUGGAAUGUACUAGCUGUUACUGCAGCAUGGUUCAAGGGAGGAGACGUGAAAAUCUGGUUCCUUGCAAUUAUCUACUUCAUUUUAGGAGUUCCGGGAGCUUACCUGUUGUGGUAUCGCCCGCUUUACAGAGCUUUUAGGAAAGAUGGUGCCCUGAACUACGGUCGGUUCUUCCUGUUUUAUAUCCUUCACGUUGGAUAUUGCAUCUUUGCUGCUGUCGCUCCUCCGAUCAUCUUCAAGGGAAAAUCUCUCACGGGCAUAUUUCCAGCAAUGAAUAUCAUUGACAAAAAACCUUUGAUUGGGAUCUUCUACUUCAUCGGGUUUGGACUAUACUGUGCCGAAUCAGUACUCAGCAUCUGGGUUAUUCAGCAAGUUUACAUGUACUUCAGGGGAAGUGGAAAAGCUGCCGAAAGGAAGCUCGAGGCUGCAUUAGCUGAAAGAGCUGGACGCUGAACAUUCCCAGCUAGAAGAGCUUACAGGUGACUUCUAUGCUACGAAAACAGGUUGUAAGGCUUGAGGAGACGAAACUAAAUGUUGUGAAGCAGCAUUUAGUUUUUAUGAUCGGCUCGGGGUUGUUAUGAUAUCUUUUGUCGGUUUCAUGGGGUUGUAUUUUUCGCAAGUAAAAUCUGUAGGGAAACUUGAAUUGUGAGUCACUGAAAAGUUUGUUCAUGCAUAUAGAGAAAUCUUAUUUUGCAUUCUUUAAAA